Diutina rugosa is the source of this 1161-nucleotide messenger RNA. RefSeq lists its product as uncharacterized. The transcript has a single exon. Lineage: Eukaryota; Fungi; Ascomycota; Pichiomycetes; Serinales; Debaryomycetaceae. Gene Ontology annotation, cellular component: endoplasmic reticulum. The record is from RefSeq and is a predicted model, not a curated record. Bases 1 to 1161 code for a protein of 386 amino acids.
AUGCAAUUGUUGCUCGCAGUGGCGGCGGUGUUGGCACCGGCAGUGGCCAAGACCGCGGUGUUUGAGCUUGCCCGAGACGGGGGCAGCGACGCGCUGGCGGCGCCGGUGGCGGCGCACGUGGCGCGGGCGUAUCUCAGUGACAAGUUCGGGGCGUCGCUGGUCGUGGCCCUUGGCGACGGCGCCCUCGGCGACCAAGCCCUCCAGUUUAUCAAUGCUCACCACUACCCUCGUGCCCUGAACCAAUUGGUGGUGCUGGUGAGUGGGGUGGCGGCGCCCGAGCUGUUUGCAGCGGCGCCGUUGUUGGUCACCAGUGACGACGACGUCGCCCAGCAAGUGCGCCGCGACUUAAAGGCGACCCACAGUGCCCACCACUUGACCGAAGAAAUCACCAUUUAUUCCGAUGCUCUGGAUCACCCCCAACUGGUGGUGAACCACUUCUCGCUGUUCGACUCCCAGUUGGCGGCGAUCUGGCGCCAGUUCGUCAACGAUGACCACCAACAGGUACUUGCCAGCGACGGCCUGCGCUCGCGCGUGAUCACCGACAAGCUCUUCAUGACCGAGCUCGCGCAGUUAUUGCACCUCCGGCGCCUCCCCAUCGCCGACGCCGGCGUGGUGGUGAUGGACGUGGGGCUGAUCAACUCGUUGGCCAACAAAUUGGGCCACGGCGCCCCCACUGUGGAGUACGCUCGCGAUAUCAUUUCCCAAGCUAUUCUGCAAUUUGGCGACGACUAUGACGUCACCGUCAUCGUCAGCGACGACGACGUCACCGGCGCCGACCCCGUGCGGUUCGGCAAGCGCUCGCAGCAAGUAGCGGACGUGUUUGCCCAGGUGGAAAAGCGCGGCAAGCUCGGGUUCGACUCCGAGGAGAAGUGUAAGGAGACCACCGGCGACUGUCUGGGCCACGGCAAGUGUGUCAACUUCCAGGACAAGUGGCGGUGUGCCUGUGAACCCCUGUUUGACAAGGAGAAGCAAAAGACCACCAAAUGGGCCGGCGCCGAUUGUCUGAAGAAAGACGUGCUGAGCGAGGCCAACAUGUUUUUGUGGACGGGGAUCGUGUUGUUGGCGUUCUUGGUUGCUGGGGGGAAAUUGAUGUACAGCGUCGGCUCCCAGCCGUUGCCAGGGGUGUUGCAAGCCGCCACCAACCCGAAAAAGACUAACUAG